Calypte anna (Anna's hummingbird) is the source of this 1947-nucleotide messenger RNA. It is a transcript of the gene DPYSL4, whose product is annotated as dihydropyrimidinase like 4. NCBI's taxonomy places the organism in Eukaryota, Metazoa, Chordata, Aves, Apodiformes, Trochilidae. The record is from RefSeq and is a predicted model, not a curated record. The transcript is spliced from 14 exons. Gene Ontology annotation, cellular component: cytosol; cytoplasm. Gene Ontology annotation, molecular function: hydrolase activity, acting on carbon-nitrogen (but not peptide) bonds, in cyclic amides. The coding region runs from base 1 to 1947 and encodes 648 amino acids.
AUGUCGGAGGGACGGGACGAGUCCCUGCCCGCCUGUUUCGCGGGGCUGGGCACGGGCAGCCCACGGCCGCGGCAGAAGCGGGGUGGCAUGUUCUGCAGCGUGGAAGACGCCUUCGACAAGAAGACCCUGGAUUUCCCCUCCCUCGGAGCCCCCAACCCCGGGACCCCCGCCAGCGGGUACCGCCAGGUCCCCAGCUCCACCGCGGCCCCGCCGACCUCGAGGGCCGCUCCUCCGGGAUCGCUGCUCGACGGCUGUCGCCAGGGCGACCAGCUUCUAGUCAAAGGAGGAAGAAUUGUCAAUGAUGAUCAGUCAUUUUACGCAGAUGUUUACGUGGAAGAUGGUUUAAUAAAGCAGAUUGGAGAGAACCUGAUUGUUCCUGGUGGAGUGAAGACGAUUGAUGCCUAUGGGCAGCUGGUGAUGCCAGGGGGGAUUGAUGUCCACACCAGGCUGCAGAUGCCAGUCAUGGGGAUGACCUCUGCUGAUGACUUCUUCCAAGGCACAAAAGCAGCCCUGGCUGGAGGCACCACAAUGAUCAUUGACCACGUCUGCCCCGAGGCCGGCAGCAGCCUCCUGGCCGCCUUCGAGCAGAGCCGGGGCUGUGCUGACAGCAGCUCCUGCUGUGACUACGCCCUGCACGUCGAUGUGCCCCGCUGGCACGAGAGCCUGAAGGAGGAGAUGGAGGCCCUGGUGAAGGACAAGGGUGUGAACUCCUUCCUAGUGUUCAUGGCCUACAAAGACAAGCUGCAGUGCACUGAUGCCCAGAUGUAUGAGAUAUUCUGCAUUAUUCGGGACCUGGGGGCCAUCGCCCAAGUGCACGCAGAGAACGGGGACAUCAUUGAUGAGGAGCAGAAGCGGCUGCUGGAGCUGGGCAUCACCGGGCCCGAGGGACACGUCCUCAGCCGCCCCGAGGAGGUGGAAGCAGAGGCCGUGUACCGUGCCAUUACCAUCGCCAGGCAAGCCAACUGCCCCUUGUAUGUCACCAAAAUCAUGAGCAGGGGCGCGGCAGAUGUCUUAGCUCAAGCAAAGAGAAAAGGGGCAGUGGUGUUUGGGGAGCCCAUCACCGCCAGCUUAGGCACCGACGGAUCACACUACUGGAGCAAGAACUGGGCCAAGGCAGCUGCCUUUGUCACCUCUCCCCCCCUCAGCCCGGACCCCAGCACACCAGACCACCUCACCUCCCUCCUCUCCUGCGGGGACCUGCAGGUUGCUGGCAGUGCCCACUGCACCUUCACCACCGCACAGAAGGCCGUGGGGAAGGACAACUUCACCCUCAUCCCCGAGGGGACCAACGGCAUCGAGGAGCGGAUGUCCAUCAUCUGGGAGAAGUGUGUGGUCUCUGGGAAGAUGGAUGAGAACGAUUUUGUUGCAGUGACCAGCACCAAUGCUGCCAAGAUCUUCAACUGCUACCCCAGGAAGGGGCGCGUUGCCGUGGGUGCUGAUGCAGACUUGGUGUUGUGGAACCCCAAGGCUACUAAAAUCAUCUCAGCAAAGACUCACAAUCUGAACGUGGAAUACAACAUAUUUGAAGGUACAGAGUGCCACGGCGUUCCGACCGUGGUCAUAAGUCAAGGAAAAGUUGUUUUUGAAGAUGGAAACCUGUUUGUCACCCAGGGCUCAGGUCGCUUCAUUCCUAGAAAGACGUUCCCUGAUUUUGUCUAUAAAAGGAUAAAAGCAAGAAACAGGCUGGCCGAGGUCCAAGGUGUCCCCCGGGGUCUCUAUGAUGGGCCGGUCCACGAGGUCCUUGCCAGCGCCAGAGCCGUGGCCUCCACCUCAGCCUCACGGAUGGUGCCUUGCACCGGCAAAGCCCAGGCCGGCCCCGUCCGCAACCUCCACCAGUCGGGGUUCAGCUUGUCGGGCUCCCAGGCAGAUGACCACAUCGCCAGACGCACGGCUCAGAAGAUCAUGGCCCCGCCGGGCGGGAGGUCCAACAUCACCUCUCUGUCCUGA